UAAAUGAAUAGAAAAAAGUUAUUAUUCCCUGUAAACUUUGCUUUUGUGGUCAGCACAAUGAUAUUUUGAAAUUCAUCUAUUUUUAAGGAUAUUCGCCAUAUUUCAAGAUACUUAAGAAGCUUCUGGAAUUGUGAGAACUAUCAAGAAGUUUCUAGAAAUGUCCAGAAUUAUCUAGAACUUUCUGGGACUGUACAGAAUUGUAGGUAGCUGUAUAACUACAGUUAUAUAGGGCCACUAUAGCCCUUCCUGAGAGACGGAGAGACAUGAUCUAAUUGAUUGGGAUUGCAUAGUAAGUGGGCAACAGCCAUCACAGACAAAGGGGAAUUGACCUGGACAGACAGGUGUGAAUUCAUUCUCUAUUCAGAUUCUGAUAACGACAGUAUUCACACUUCAUCCCACACCCAUUACAGGAGGAGCUUAGGAAGGACCACUACUUUCAAAUGUAUAUAUUGUGUGUUACUCUGCUACCGGGUGAUCAGUCUUGCUCUGCUGAAUCCUCAGUACACUCUUGUACUUUGAUACUGCAUGGAAUAAAGAUUGACCAUUUUUAUCGAGUUUGGAGAGACAUCCUUUUUCCUUACAGUACACAGCAACUUAGUCAAUUUAGAUGGCAUCAAGAGGUCGCAUACAUCCGGUAGACGCAUUUUGCAAUGUAUGUGGCCAUUUUAUAAAGACGAGCGAAAAAGUACUCUGUGGAAGCAUCUGCUAAGAUGUGUGAGGCCUACAAACCAUACUUCGGCAUGCCUGUUGGUGACCAAGACAAACCAUGGGCUCCUCAUUUCACAUGUGAGCACUGCAAGAAAACUCUUGAAGGUUGGUACAGGGGAGAGAAGAGAGCCAUGCAUUUUGCUGUCCCAAGAAUUUGGCGUGAACCGACUGAUCACUCAACAAAUUGCUACUUCUGCAUGGUGGACCCUUCCAAACGUUGCACUGGCAAAAAUGCAACGCCUGUAACGUAUCCUGACAUUCCUUCAUCUAUUGCCCCAGUACCACACUGCCCUGAACUUCUGAUCAGAGACCUUGGUCUCACCAAGUCCAGCGCUGAGCUUCUGACAUCAAGGCUCAAGCAAUGGAACUUAUUAGAUGAAAGCGUCCAAGUCACAGGUCAGAGGAAGCGUCACCAAGUUUUUUCCACCUUCUUCAGUCAUCAAGACGGACUGUGCUUCUGCAACAAUGUGGCCGGUCUAUUCGAGGCUAUAGGUAUCACCUGUAACCCGAAUGAGUGGCGUCUCUUCAUAGACAGCUCAUGCAAGAGCCUCAAAGCCGUGCUGCUUCACAAUGGGAACAAGUACCCAUCUCUUCCUGUAGCUCACUCGGUGCACCUGAAAGAGGAAUACACCAGUGUCAAGAUGUUGCUAGGUGCCUUGAAGUAUGAUGAGUACGGCUGGGAAGUUAUUGGAGAUUUCAAAAUGGUGUCAUUCCUGAUGGGCCUUCAAGGUGGUUUUACUAAGUAUCCUUGCUUUAUUUGCCUUUGGGACAGCCGGGAUACUAAAGCACACUACCACAGGCGGGACUGGCCUCAGCGGACAGAGUUCACUGUGGGGAAGAACAAUGUAAAGUGGGAGCCACUGGUGGACCCACGCAAGGUGCUGAUGCCACCACUACACAUCAAGUUGGGGCUCAUAAAACAAUUUGUCAGGGCUCUAGAUAAGGAGUCGAGAGCUUUCAAUUACCUCCAAGAUCUUUUCCCUAAGCUGUCUGAAGCAAAGAUCAAAGCUGGUGUCUUCGUCGGACCACAAAUCAAGAAGAUCAUAGAGUGCAGUGAAUUUCCCAAGAAGCUGAAUAGGAAGGAGAGAGCGGCUUGGAACAGUUUUGUCGCAGUGGUUCGCGGCUUCCUAGGCAAUCAUAAAGAUGAAAACUAUGUACAACUGGUCCAGACUCUGAUAAAGAACUAUGCUGCAAUGGGCUGCAGGAUGUCACUCAAAAUCCAUAUCCUUGAUGCUCAUCUUGAUAAGUUCAAAGAGAACAUGGGAGCUUAUUCAGAGGAGCAAGGCAAGCGCUUCCACCAGGACAUUAUGAACUUUGAAUGCCGUUACCAAGGACAAUAUAACGAGAACAUGAUGGGCGACUAUAUUUGCGGAUUGAUUCGUGAAUCUGAUUUGCAGUAUAGUCGUAAAUCUCGGAAAACCACACACUUCUGAACAGUUUUUGGUAAUCUGUGUAAAUUUGCAAUGCCUAUAGUGUUCUUAGUCUGACUGUAUAAAUGAGAAGAUGCAAAAUCGUCUUUCUAUAAUAAAAAUUCAUAAUUUUCGUUGCCGUGGUCACAAAAGUGAAGUUUAUGAUGAAUGUAAGCAAUUUUUUAUUUGUUUUAGACAUAAGCAAUUGGAAUAUAACAUUAAAAAGCUGGGAACAAAACUUGUGUUACAUAAUCGAUCGUCAAUUUGUGGAAGGUUCAAACUGAACUCAGCCGAGUGAUUAAAUCUUCUCUCUAUUAAUGGGAAACUAACUCCUUUUAAUAUUCCAGCUCUUUAUUACUACAGCAGUGUACUCGUCUCUGAUUGGGUGAAGGAAUAAAGCUUUUCUGUUUUUUA
Molecule: messenger RNA, 2531 nt
Organism: Pygocentrus nattereri (red-bellied piranha)
Lineage: Eukaryota; Metazoa; Chordata; Actinopteri; Characiformes; Serrasalmidae
Exons: 2
Coding region: 711-2141 (476 amino acids)
Source: RefSeq, a predicted model, not a curated record